Haplochromis burtoni (Burton's mouthbrooder) is the source of this 4259-nucleotide messenger RNA. Its product is annotated as N-acetyllactosaminide beta-1,3-N-acetylglucosaminyltransferase 2. The record is from RefSeq and is a predicted model, not a curated record. NCBI's taxonomy places the organism in Eukaryota, Metazoa, Chordata, Actinopteri, Cichliformes, Cichlidae. Bases 476 to 1699 code for a protein of 407 amino acids. Gene Ontology annotation, cellular component: membrane. The transcript has 2 exons. Gene Ontology annotation, molecular function: hexosyltransferase activity.
ACCAACAACCAGUGGUGAAUCAAAUUUUUUGUCGAGGGUAAGCACGGCCUAAACUUGUUUGAUUUUUGAUUUGCAUACGCUUUUGUUUCCAUCCACAUUUCCCAAAUGCAAAUUUCUCUCAUAUUCCCGGCUCUGAAACAUUUUAAGUACUAACUGAACUGCCGGAUAGUCUGUUGAGCCCGAAGCCUCUAUCCAGCCUCUUGAGCGCGCUCUUGAAAUUAGGGAGGAGUCACUACCCGCAACACACAGGAAGGACGGACGCUUCUAGUAUUAGCCUUGUUCAGGAUGGUACAAAGGAGAUAUUUGCGAGGUUUGAUCAUCUCUGAUAAUUUACGAAGCGUCCGAUUCGCACAUUUUAAAGGGGAUUCUGGACCGCCGAGAUGUCUAAAACGCGUUCCCUCCGCAGGAUGAGGAAGGUGCAGGUGCCGAAGUAGUAGCCUGACGAUCAGAGCUAUAGAUAGAGCGAAUCUGAAAGAUGCAGAGGGGAGGCAGCGUGGCUCUAUGUCGCCAUAAAAUAAAGGCUUUCUGCUACAUGAUGAUGCUUAACGUCUUCAUCUGUGUCGUGAUAAGCGUGUCAUGGAACCUUGGACACAAGAGAAGUGGCCAUCACAAAGUUCACAUCCCAUCCAAGAGGUUUUGGAGUAAACACAUACUGAAUGAAACCUUCUGGAACAAGGAGCAGCAACGCUUGGAUUUCAUUUACAACCCCAACUUUAACUCUGUAUUCUCCAGCACGUCACGCAACACACUGCCAGAUUGGCUCAAUGACACUGGACCUCUGGACCCGUGUGAACCGGACUACAGAGUGCCCAGGCAAAUCUUUGACUACAACUCCCUACCAAAGCAAUUCCAGGACUUUCUUUUGUACAUGCGUUGUAGGACAUACCCUAUGUUAAUAAAUCAGCCCCAUGUUUGUAGUGAAAAACCUUUCCUACUGCUGGUUGUCAAGUCUUUGAUCUCUCAUUUUGAAAGGCGGCAGACCAUUCGUGAAACUUGGGGACAAGCAGGAGUCUUAGCCAACCAGACUGUGGUAACAGUGUUCCUGCUAGGCAACGUCUUGUCGUCAGACCACUUCCCAGACUUGCAGGAGUUACUGAGUCAUGAGGCAAAGCUUCACAAAGACAUACUUCAAUGGGACUACAGAGACAGCUUCUUAAACCUAACUCUGAAAGAGGUCCUCUUUCUGGAGUGGUUUACCAAACACUGUCCUCAAGCUCGAUUUGUUCUUAAGGGCGAUGACGACGUCUUUGUGAACACCUUAAGAAUUGUUAACUAUCUGGAAGGCCUGCCAGAGGGUGAGUCCAAGGAUUUGUUCAUAGGCGAUGUUAUAAUAAAUGCUGGGCCACACAGAGACAAGAAACUUAAAUACUUUAUCCCAGAGAGUGUGUUUGUGGGAAACUAUCCUCCCUAUGCUGGCGGUGGAGGAUAUCUGUACUCUGGGGAGUUGGCGGUACGCCUACACAAUGUAUCUCAGCAAGUAGUGCUGUUUCCCAUUGAUGAUGUAUACACUGGGAUGUGUCUCAAGAAGCUGGGUCUUGUUCCUGAGAAGCACAAUGGCUUCAAGACAUUUGACAUUGAAAAGAAGUAUAAAGACAAUCCUUGUAUCCACAGGAACUUGAUGCUGGUUCACAGCCGAACUCCACAGGAGAUGUUAACAAUUUGGCCCUUCAUUGUCCAACCCGAGCUGGACUGCCAGUGAAAGCUUUAUUAAUGGCUGUUUGCAAUACUGAGUUUGUCAGUCAUUUUCAAUCCUUCCAUUCUAUAUUUUUCAAAUCAAAGUUCAACAGGGUUGCUACUUUUUAUUUACAGGAUAUGUGUUGCAUUUUACUGUUUAAUUUUAUAUGGAGCAUUUUUUUUUCUGAAUCUGUAGUGUUCUCUGUGAGUCAUGUUGAAAGAGACAUUUGAUUCUCAUCUGAUGCAUUUUUAAAAUUUGAGUCAUUCAGUAUGUUUAAAAACACAAUAAACGCUUUGAGAACUAACAUGAAGUAAAAAUGAACAUCCUGAAAAUGAAUGAUGUUAGUACAUUUUCCUGAUUUAAAAAAAAUGCAUAACUAUAUGUUGAUUUAUACAGUAGGCCUACUGAUAUCAGCACCUGCCUACAAGGUUGAAAAGUGAAUUGCAUUAGUAAUAAUAUAUAAAACCAUUUCUGUUCAUUUAAUGACAUGUAUGUCUGUUCCAUUCACAGAUGACUCUUUGUGAAGCUUUGCCCCCAACAUUUUUUUAAUCAUUAAAACAUUCCAGUGUCUCUGAAUUUUGUAUGCUUCCUAUAGGCUCUGGGCACAUACACAAAAGGAGCUAUUUGAUGUGCCACAAAAAAUGUAUCAGAUGAGAAUCAAAUGUAUCUUUCAACAUGAGUGACAGAGAACACUACAGAUUCAGAAAAAAAUGCUGCAUAUAAUAUAAACAGUAAAAUGCAACACAUAUGCUGUAAAUAAAAUACAAGAGUAAUGUGCUGUUUUGUCACUGAUCCAGGUGACUUGUUUUAGCUUGAGUUAUAUUUAUUUUACCGCUCUGUGUGCUCUUGGUGUUGCUCUUUAUUUCUAACACAACUUCUAACAGCUUUGUAUUUGAACUCUGAAACUUUGAUACAUUUAAUCAGUAAAUGUUACUCAGUGUGUUCAGGUCUGAUACUCUUCUGUAGCCUAAUAAAGAAGACAUUUAGUUUGUAGUCAGAUGAAAGUGAAAUAAAUGUUAUUGAUUGGAAAUUAUUGACCAUAAAUCAUCUACAAAUGCAACAAUUCAAUUUUCUAAUCUAUGUUUUAUUAGCUGCAUUAAAACAAUGUUAAAGAGACUUGGCAAACAGACCAAACUUUUAUACAGUUUUUGCAAUUGAAUACAUGCAUUACACACGACACACCGUUUGCACUGCUGUAAUUUCACAACUGGGCUUCAUUUAGUGAUGUGAGUAAAGUGAGGUUAAACAGAUUACAUAUACAGAUACCAUCAGCAGAGAAUCUAUAAAAGACAAGAAACAUUCUUUAAAUAAAAGUAUUAUUGAUCAUGUGAUGCUUCCCACCAAAUUUAAACUGAAAUUCAGAAUAAGUUAUGCGGUAAGUAUAUGUUACCAUGGUGAUUUAUGCAGGCAAAAAGAAAGUCACCUUCAUAACAAAGAACACUCUUACUAUAAGCUCAACAUAGCUCACUACUUUGUUGAUAUUUGUUGUUUAAUGGAUGUGUUUGCUGGUAAACAGUCCAGCUGUUAUUUCUGUUUUCAUCCCACUUUGGAAUCCCACUAUUUGGUCAAAUCCCAAUCUUCACCACUUGCAAAUAAAAUGAACAAAAGCAGGUAACUCAAUAAGGUAAUAGAGCUUAAGCAUCUAACUGUGGCUGAACAUUUGCACAAUGUGUAUAAAAUUUAGACCUACAUUUUUAGAUUUGCAGAUGGUGCUACAUUUAGUAGAUGAAAUAAUAGAUCAGACAUUGUCUGAAUAUCACUGCUAUUACUCCAAUAUAACAGCCGUGCCACAAAAAAAAAAGAACCAAAAAAACAUGAUUAUCAUGUGCAUGUUUGCUUUUACAUUUUCUUCUUAAUAUACAUUUUCACAUCUGAAGGCUCUUAUAAUUCAAAGCAUCAUAAAAACAUGGAUAGAAGCAUCAGGGAAAAUAUAAGCAGGAGUCUUAUUUUUAAUAUCACUGCAUUUUAAAUGAAUUGCUUUUCAGCCUUAACUGACGUGACUAAGUUAAAGAAAUGAAAUAAAACUUAAAGUGAUCCGACACUGGGUGUUGCUGUGAAUUUGGGUUUAUCUGACAGAAACAUGACACAUAUUUUCACAGACUUCCAUAAUUCAAUUUAUGAAAUAUUAUUUUGACUGUUUUUCUUGCUUAUUUGUAUGUGUGUAUUUGAAUAAGCAGUAAAGUGAGUUUGGCUCAUAUGCAACAAUUUUCCAUGGUUGACUGAAUAAGGAUUAAGUUUUGUUGACAUUGUUUUAGCCAUUACCCCCACCCAUCUGCUCCUCACUCUCAAUAAAUGAAAACUGUCUCUUGUUAUUGUGUGUUGUUGUGGUAAAUUUUAAACUAAUCUGUAUUUGAAUGUCCAACAAUAAAGUGUUCUAAUCUCAUAAAUUACAACAUGUGAUUUUUGGUAUUAUUUUUUUUCCUGGAAAAAAUGUAAAGAAAUAGUUUAUGAAACUCAAACACAGCAAAUAUCUGUAGCAGAUAAAACCUAAACCCCUAAAUAAAAUAAGUGCAGUGUCUUCAGCUUUGUCUUUAAAGCAGAAAGCACCAGCCCAAUAAUAAAUAUUACAGUGCCCUCUGCUGGA